Fusarium falciforme is the source of this 312-nucleotide messenger RNA. RefSeq lists its product as hypothetical. Gene Ontology annotation, molecular function: epoxide hydrolase activity. The coding region runs from base 1 to 312 and encodes 103 amino acids. The transcript has 2 exons. The record is from RefSeq and is a predicted model, not a curated record. Gene Ontology annotation, biological process: epoxide metabolic process. Lineage: Eukaryota; Fungi; Ascomycota; Sordariomycetes; Hypocreales; Nectriaceae.
AUGAGCCAUAGGGAGGUGCUUCGCCAUGCUUCUCUAUACCAUCUCACUGGCACGGCUCUGUCUUCUGUAUACACCUAUGCAUCUAACCCCGACCAUUUCCAAACAGUAUACACCAAAGCCCUCACCGGUGCCCCCUUUCUUUACAUUGCUUUUAAGUAUAACAUUGCAUUCUGGGCCAAGGAACUGGUGGAGCAGGUGGGUAACCUGGUUAGAUAUAAAUUCCAUACUUUCGGAGGACAUUUUCCAGCCUUGGAUAACCCUCCCGCCCUGGUAGAGGAUAUACAGGAAAUUGCAGAAUUUUGGCAGGCUUGA